Molecule: messenger RNA, 8031 nt
Organism: Esox lucius (northern pike)
Lineage: Eukaryota; Metazoa; Chordata; Actinopteri; Esociformes; Esocidae
Gene: flnba
Product: filamin-B
Exons: 46
Coding region: 151-7887 (2578 amino acids)
Biological process (GO): actin cytoskeleton organization
Molecular function (GO): actin filament binding
Source: RefSeq, a predicted model, not a curated record
AGGUCCCGGUAAAGAAAGACUCUGGACUGCAGGGCACAGAACUACUCACUCAAACAGCGGAGCCAGCUAGUGCAGCAUAUACUGAAGACCAGGCUACAACUCCGACCUUACGAAGAAAGUCAGAAAAAAAAGCGAAGAAACGCUAACGAGAUGCCGGCUACAGAAAAAGAUUUGGCGGACGACGCGCCAUGGAAGAAGAUCCAACAGAACACUUUUACGCGCUGGUGCAACGAGCACUUGAAGUGUGUGAAUAAACGGAUAGCCGACCUGCAGUUGGACUUUAGCGACGGGUUGCGGCUUAUCGCCCUGCUGGAGGUGCUCAGCCAAAAGAAGAUGUACAGAAAGUACCAUCCCAGACCCACCUUCCGCCAGAUGAAACUGGAGAACGUUUCCGUGGCCUUGGAGUUCUUGGAUCGCGAGAGUAUCCGACUCGUCUCCAUAGACUCUAAAGCCAUAGUGGACGGUAACCUGAAGCUGAUUCUGGGCAUGGUGUGGACCCUGAUCCUCCACUACUCCAUCUCCAUGCCCGUCUGGGAGGACGAGGUAGAUGACGAGGCAGAGAAGAAGACCCCGAAGCAGAGGCUUCUGGGAUGGAUCCAGAACAAAGUGCCUGAUCUACCCAUCACCAACUUCAGCAGAGACUGGCAGGAUGGCAAGGCCUUGGGAGCCUUGGUGGACAGCUGUGCUCCAGGUCUCUGUCCUGACUGGGAAACCUGGAACAAGACGCCAGUGGACAACGCCCAGGAGGCCAUGAGGCUGGCAGACGACUGGCUGGGUAUCCCUCAGGUGAUUGCUCCGGAGGAAAUCAUUGAUCCCAGUGUGGAUGAGCAGUCAGUCAUGACAUACUUGUCCCAGUUCCCCAAAGCCAAGCUGAAGCCUGGAGCCCCCCUGAAACCCAAACUCAAUCCCAAGAAGGCCCGUGCCUACGGACCAGGGUUGGAGCCAGUUGGUAAUAGGGUGAUGCGUCCGGCCAACUUCACAGUUGAUACGUUCAGUGCAGGUCAGGGUCAAGUCAUGGUGUAUGUGGAGGACCCGGAGGGAACCAGAGAGGAGGUGAAAGCUGUUCCUAACGAAGGGAAGAAGACCUACAGCGUUGCAUACAUCCCCCUGGUCACGGGUCCACACAAGGUGACGGUGCUGUUUGCUGGCCAGCAGAUCCCCAAGUCUCCAUUUGAGGUGAACGUGGACAAAGCGCAGGGAGACCCAACCAAGGUCACUGCUAAAGGACCUGGCCUGGAGCCCCUGGGAAACAUUGCCAACAAACCUACAUACUUUGACAUCUACACUGCAGGGGCAGGAAUGGGAGAGGUGUCUGCCACCGUCAGGGAUCCUCAGGGCAAGUUGUCCGUGGAGGCUGUGAUGGAGGAUCUGGGUGACAGUGUGUACAGGUGCACCUACAAGCCCAGUCAGCAGGGCCCUCACACCAUCAACAUCACCUUUGGAGGAAUCACCAUCCCCAAGAGUCCCUCCAUAGUCACCAUCGGACCAGCAUCAAUGCCAGGGGCGUGUCGUGCCACAGGACGUGGUCUGCAGCCCCGCGGCGUCCGCGUGAAGCAGGUGGCGGACUUCAGAGUGGACACUAGGAACGCUGGAAGUGGAGACCUGAAGGUGACCGUCAAAGGACCCAAAGGUUCGGAGGAGCCAGUGAAGCAGAAGGAAUCUGGAGAUGGCCUGUAUUACUAUGAGUACUUCCCUCACGCCCCUGGGAAGUACACCGUCACCAUCACCUGGGGGGGACAGCACAUCCCCAAAAGUCCGUUUGAGGUGGCAGUGGGACCAGAGGCCGGGCCACAGAAGAUCAGGGCCUGGGGACCCGGCCUGGAGAGGGGCAUGGUGGGUAAAUCGGCAGAUUUUGUGGCGGAAUCCAUCGGCACUGAUGUCGGCGUUCUGGGCUUUGCCAUUGAGGGACCCUCACAGGCUAAGAUAGAAUGUAGGGACCAGAACGAUGGUUCGUGUGACGUAAAGUACUGGCCUUCAGAGGCUGGGGAGUACGCUGUCCAUGUGAUGUGUGAUGACGAGGACAUAGAAGACAGCCCGUUCAUGGCCUACAUCGUCCCGGACAACAACGACAGCAACCCCGGCCUGGUCAAGGCGUACGGUCCAGGCCUGGAAAAGAGUGGCUGUGUCAUCAACAAACCCGCAGAAUUCACUGUCAAUGCUAAGGAUGCUGGGAAAGGCCCCUUGCAGAUCUCUGCUCAGACUGCUGAAGGAGGUCCUGUUGAUGUGAAGGUGAAGAAGACAGGAGACGGUGUCUAUGCCUGUUCCUACACCCCCAUCGCCGCAGUCAAACACACGGUGGCGGUCACCUGGGCUGCGGUCAGUGUGCCCAACAGUCCGUUUAGGGUGAAUGUUGGGAAAGGCAGCCACCCUCACAAGGUGAAGGUCUAUGGUCCUGGUGUGGAGAGGACGGGACUAAAGGCCAACGAACCCACACACUUCACUGUGGACUGCACCGAGGCCGGGGAAGGGGACGUGAGCGUCGGGAUAAAGUGCGACGCCAACGUCAUCAGUGAUAAGGAGGAGGACGUAGACUUCGAUAUUAUUCCUAACGCCAAUGACACCAUUACGGUGAAAUACACACCCCCAGGGCCGGGACGACUCACCAUCAAGGUCCUGUUCACUGACCAGGAGAUCCCCAUCAGUCCAUUCAGGGUCAAAGUGGAACCUUCCCAUGAUGCCUCAAAGGUCAGGGUUGAAGGUCCCGGAGUGGCUCGCUCAGGUGUGGAGUGUGGUAAACCAACCCACUUCACUGUACACACUAAAGGAGCAGGAAAGGCUCCUGUUGAUGUUCAGUUCUCCGGGACCAGCAAGGGAGACGCAGUCCGAGACUAUGACAUCAUCGACAACUACGACUACUCCCACACAGUGAAAUACACUCCCAUCCAACAGGGAGAGAUGAUGGUCAUGAUAAAGUUUGGAGGAGAUGAGAUCCCCAAGUCCCCUUUUGCUGUGGAAGUGGCUGCUUCUCUGGAUCUCAGCAAGGUCCUGGUCAACGGGCUGGCCAGCAGAGUGGAGGUUGGCCAGGACCAGGAGUUUGCGGUGGACCCCAAGGGAGCGGGAGGGCAGGGUGAUCUGGAGGUGCGUCUGACCAGCCCGUUGGGGAAGGCUGUUCCCUGUGUGGUGGAGCCUCAGCCUGGGAGGAAACCACAGAGCAGCAUCGUCAAGUAUGUCCCCAGGGAGGAGGGGCUGUACACUGUGGAUGUGACCUACGAUGGACACCCCAUCCCAGGGAGCCCGUUCCCCGUGGAGGCCACGCUGCCUCCAGACCCCAGCAAGGUGAAGGCGUUCGGGCCUGGUCUGAAGGGAGGUCUGGUGGCCCACCCGGCAGAGUUCACCAUCGACACGAAGGGAGCAGGAACAGGUGGCCUGGGCCUGACUGUGGAGGGACCAACGGAAGCCAAGAUCGAGUGCUCUGACAACGGGGACGGGACCUGCUCCGUGUCCUACCUGCCCACCGAGCCAGGGGAGUACCUGGUCAACAUCCUGUUUGAGGACACUCAUAUCCCAGGCUCCCCCUUCCACGCAGACGUCAACUACCCCCUAGACCCAUCCAAGGUUCUGGCAUCUGGUUCGGGGCUGAAAAGGGCCAAAGUGGGAGAGACCAGUGUGGUGAAUGUGGACUGUUCCCGGGCUGGACCGGGGCAACUCACCCUGGACGCCACUUCAGACUCUGGCAACAACAAGGCCAAAACAGAGGUGAUUGACAAUAAAGAUGGCACCUAUACAGUGGUUUAUGUCCCCAGUAGCGCUGGUAUGUACACCCUGCUGCUGAAGUACGGGGGCAAGGCCACGCCUGGCUUCCCUGCCAAGGUGAUGGUAGAUCCAGCUGUGGACACCUCCAGAGUCAAGGUCUUUGGCCCUGGAGUGGAGGGACAAGCUGUGUUCCGGGAGGCCACAACAGACUUUAAGGUGGACGCCAGGGCUCUGACUAAGAAGGGAGGGGACCACAUCAAGGCCUCGGUCAGGAACCCGUCAGGAGCCCUAACCGACUGUGUCGUGACCGACAAUGUGGACGGGACCUACAAUGUGGAGUACACACCGUUUGAAAAUGGUGUUCAUGCUGUGGAGGUUCUGUACGAUGAAUCUGCUGUCCCAAAGAGUCCCUUCCAGGUCGGGGUUCAGGAGGGCUGUGAUCCAACCAGGGUUCUGGCCAAGGGCCCUGGGCUCCAGGAGGCCCUCACAGAGGCUCCCAACAACUUCUCCAUUAUUACCAGAGGGGCAGGUAUUGGUGGAUUGGGCAUCACAGUUGAAGGCCCCUCAGAGUCUAAGAUGUCGUGUAAAGACAAUAAGGAUGGCAGCUGUAAUGUAGAGUACAUCCCCUACGCCGCGGGCCUUUAUGACGUUAACAUCACCUAUGGAGGCAGACACAUCACAGGCAGUCCCUUCAAGGUGCCAGUGAAGGACACGGUAGAUGCCAGCAAGGUGAAGAUCUCAGGACCCGGGCUUGGCUCCGGGGUCCGCGCUAAAGUCCCACAAUCCUUCACUGUGGACUGCAGCAAGGCCGGGAUAGCCCCUCUUUCUGUGGCAGUCACAGCACCCAGAGGUCUGUCGGAGCCCGUGGACGUCACAGACAAUGGAAAUGGAAAGCACACGGUGGCCUUCGUUCCCUCUGUAGAGGGGCCCUACUCCGUGGUGGUGAAGUACGCUGAUGAGGAGGUCCCCCACAGUCCCUUCAAGCUGCGUGUUCUGCCAACACAUGAUGCCAGUAAGGUCCGUGCCAACGGCCCGGGUCUGACCAGCGGGCUUCCGGCCAGCUUGCCUGUGGAGUUCACCAUCGACGCCAAGGACGCAGGCGAGGGUCAACUAUCAGUCCAGAUCACAGACCAGGACGGGAAGCCCAAGAGGGUUAGUAUACAUGACAACCAUGACGGGACCUACCUGGUGUCAUACGUCCCUGACCGGGUCGGCCGCUACAGCAUCGUCAUCCAGUAUGGAGGGGAUGAGAUCCCAGCCUCGCCCUACAGGGUCAGGGCUACGGCCUCCGGAGAUGCCAGCAAGUGCUCCAUCAACGGUCCAGGCAUCGCCCCCAUCAUUGCGGUCGGAGAGGAGGUGGGCUUUGUUGUAAACGCUAAGGGUGCUGGGAAAGGCAAGGUGACGUGUAUCGUGGUAACCCCGGACGGGACCGAGGUGGAGGCCGAUGUCAUCCAGAAUGAGGAUGGAACAUUUGAUAUUUUCUACACCGCCCCAACUCCUGGGAACUAUGUCAUUUAUGUGCGUUUUGGGGGGGAGAACGUCCCCAAGAGCCCCUUCAAAGUCCUGGUGACUGAUGGGUCCUACGACCCGGCCCAGAGUAUGAACGGAACCGGUUUCAGACCAUUUGAUAUGGUCAUACCGUUCGCCCUUCACAAGGGAGAGAUCACAGGUCAGGUGUACAUGCCGUCUGGGAAGACCGCUCAGCCGGACAUUACAGACAACAAGGAUGGGACCGUCACUGUGAGAUUUGCCCCCACCGAAGCCGGCCUGCAUGAGAUGCAUAUCAAGUAUAACGGAACUCACAUUCCAGAGUCUCCGCUGCAGUUCUAUGUAAACAAUGCCAACAGUCCCAAUGUAACGGCCUACGGGCCAGGCCUGGUCUACGGAGUCGCCAACAAGACCGCCAUGUUUACCAUCUACACAGAGGACGCUGCUGAGGGUGGACUGGAUCUAGCCAUUGAAGGUCCCUCCAAGGCAGAGAUCAGCUGUGUGGAUAAUAAGGACGGCACCUGUACUGUGACCUACCUGCCGGUUCUGCCUGGGGACUACAACAUCCUGGUCAGAUACAACGACAAACACAUUGCCGGGAGCCCCUUCCACGCUAAGAUCACAGAGGACAAUCUGCGUCGCUCCCAGGUCAAACUGGGGUCCGCGGCUGACUUUGCUCUGGACAUUGCUGAAACAGAUCUGUCGUUACUAACUGCCAGUAUCAAAGCUCCCUCUGGCCGCGACGAACCAUGCCUGCUCAAGAGACAGGCUAACGGCCACAUCGGUAUUUCCUUCAUUCCGAGGGAGGUCGGAGAGCACCUGGUGAGCAUCAAGAAGAACGGCCGCCAUGUUGCCAACAGCCCCAUCAGCAUCAUGGUGGUCCAGUCUGAGAUCGGCGACGCAUCAAAGGUCAAGGUUUACGGGCCAGGCCUGGUGGAGGGACGCACCUUCGAGAUGUCCGACUUCGUGGUCGAUACACGGGAAGCAGGCUACGGAGGUCUGGCCCUGUCCAUCGAGGGCCCCAGUAAGGUGGACAUCCAGACGCAGGACGUGGAGGACGGGACGUGUGGUGUCUCCUACUGCCCCACAGAACCAGGCUCCUACAUCGUCUCCAUCCGCUUUGCUGACCAACACGUACCAGGAAGUCCAUUUACAGUGAAGGUGACGGGAGAAGGACGAAUCAGAGAGAGCAUCACCAGACGCCAGAGGGCAGCAUCCAUCGCCACUGUGGGGAGUGUCUGUGACCUCAGCCUCAAGAUCCCAGAUAUAGACAUCCAUGAUGUGUCGGCCCAGGUGACCAGUCCCUCCGGAACCACAGAGAAGGCCGACAUGGAGGCGGUCGGACCUAACACCUACUGUGUGCGCUUUGUACCGCACGAGAUGGGCGUGCACAGUGUGGCUGUGAAGUACAGGGGCCAGCACGUCCCGGGGAGUCCUUUCCAGUUCACCGUGGGGCCCCUGGGAGAGGGAGGUCCCGGGAAGGUCCGUGCUGGUGGGCCCGGCCUGGAGAAGGCUGAGUGUGGAGUCCCAGCGGAGUUCAGCAUCUGGACGCGGGAGGCUGGUGCUGGGGGGCUGUCCAUCGCUGUAGAGGGGCCCAGCAGAGCUGAGAUCUCCUUCGAGGACCGGAAGGACGGGUCCUGUGGCGUCUCCUACAUAGCUCAGGAGCCAGGUGACUAUGAGGUGUCGGUGAAGUUCAAUGACCAACACAUCCCUGACAGCCCCUACCUGGUGCCUGUCGUUGCGCCCACGGACGACGCUCGCCGACUCACUGUUGCUAGUCUUCAGGAGUCAGGCCUCAAGGUCAACCAGCCAGCCUCCUUUGCAGUGCUUCUGAACGGUGCCAAGGGAAAGAUGGAUGCCAUGGUCCACUCCCCAUCCGGAGCCCUGGAGGAGUGUGCCGUGACCGAGUUAGAGCCCGAGAAGUACGCAGUUCGGUUCAUCCCACGUGAGAACGGGCUCCACUGCAUUGAUGUGAAGUUCAACGGCAGCCACAUCCCUGGCAGCCCAUUCCAGGUGAGGGUGGGGGAGCCCGGGCAGAGCGGAGACCCCAGCCUGGUCACCGCCCAUGGAGCUGGACUAGAGAGAGGAAUCACAGGUCAACAGUCAGAGUUCAUCAUCAACAACACCAAGGCGGGGCCUGGGUCCCUGGCCGUGAGCAUUGAAGGGACCUCCAAGGUGAAGAUGGACUGUCAGGAGAUUCCGGAAGGGUACAAGGUGGUGUAUACCCCCAUGGCCCCUGGAAACUAUCUGAUCACUGUAAAAUACGGAGGACCCAACCACAUCCAUGGAAGCCCCUUUAAGGCCAAAGUCACAGGUCAGCGCCUGGUAAGCCCCAGUAGCGCUAGUGAGACCUCCAGUCUAUUGGUCGAGCCGGUGUCCAAGUCCUUCAGCAGCAGCUCCAACAGCGCCCCGCUUCGCCCCGCCUCCGACGCCAGCAAGGUGGCCACCCGUGGCCCAGGCCUGAGCAAGGCCUCCAUCGGACAGAGGGCCAGCUUCUCCGUCGACUGCAGCAAGGCUGGUAAGAACAUGUUACUGGUGGGUGUCCACGGCCCCCACGUUCCCUGUGAGGAGGUGUCCGUGAAACACGCGGGCAACCUGCUGUACAACGUCUCCUACAUCCUCAAGGAGAGAGGCAACUACAUCCUGGCCGUCAAGUGGGGGGAGGAGCAUGUCCCCGGAUCCCCCUUCCAGGUCACCGUGCCGUAGAGGGACGUCCCAAAUGGCCAUCUAUUGCCUGUGCAGUGCCCUUCUGCUGAUCUGAACUAUUUAGGGGACAGGGAGCAUUUAUUGAUCCAUCCUAAUUUUCCAUCAUGUCCUGCCAUGGAGGGGAUGUGCUGGGGGGGGGAUCUG